Messenger RNA from Mizuhopecten yessoensis (Yesso scallop), 333 nucleotides. RefSeq lists its product as uncharacterized. NCBI's taxonomy places the organism in Eukaryota, Metazoa, Mollusca, Bivalvia, Pectinida, Pectinidae. The record is from RefSeq and is a predicted model, not a curated record. The transcript has a single exon. The coding region runs from base 1 to 333 and encodes 110 amino acids.
AUGGAGAGGACAGGGGAGCACAACAAAGAUGAUAUGGAGAGGACAGGGGAGAAAAACAAAGAUGAUAUGGAGAGGACAGGGGAGAAAAACAAAGAUGAUAUGGAGAGGACAGGGGAGAAAAACAAAGAUGAUAUGGAGAGGACAGGGGAGAAAAACAAAGAUGAUAUGGAGAGGACAGGGGAGAAAAACAAAGAUGAUAUGGAGAGGACAGGGGAGAAAAACAAAGAUGAUAUGGAGAGGACAGGGGAGAAAAACAAAGAUGAUAUGGAGAGGGCAGGGGAGAGAACAACAAAGAUGAUAUGGAGAGGACAGGGGCGAGAACAACAAAGAUGA